UCACAUUCUCAAUUUUUUAUACAAUUAGACGCCGAAAGGUAAUGGCAUGGCAUCCCUUCACGAACACAGAAGAAAACUGAUGACGAGGGAUGAUAACCGUUCGUUCAUCCUCUCUCCUUCUUCAGUUUAACUAACACUUCAAAAAGUGGUUCCCACUGGUAUUCCCCUCCACGGAUUUGUCGUCUCUGAUAGUCUGUGGAAGGAGAAGUCUGUUGGGAUCUGUAGUAUAUCGAUGGUCUUGUCGUCAGUUCAGAUGGGUAUCCCGUAGAUGUUCUCGGUGCUUCCAUCUCGCUCGUGCAUUCUGUCUUGUCAAAACGUAUUCUUAGACGGGGUUCCUGACAUCCCCUCCCAUUGUUCCUUCUGGAGCGGAGGUUGCUCUGGGCAACGCAAGCAUCCCUGGUCGCGGCCCGAAGCAUCUGGUAAAGAUCGACCAGAACUCGACAUCGGCGGCGAAGAGUUUUUUACAAUACAAAGCGGUCCUCCAUCUUUGCUUCACAUUGUAACAUCCAUAAUAUGCAGUUUCCUUGUCUUCUCCGUGAUCUCGUUUGCGUAAAAGCCAUGAAACUGAGUUUAGGAAAUGAUGAGAUCGUGUAGUGUAAGCGGCCAUUUUCUUUUUCUGGGGCUUUUGAUGAAUUUGGGUUGGCGAAAAGCCUCAUGCUUUUGCAUUGUGAAUCGCGGGAGGCUGUUCAAUUCUUCUCAUAAUGUAAACCAGAAAAGGGACAAUGGAUACGUCGUGAAACAAAAGAACAGAAGUUGGAGGAUUGUUUUGUCCCUUUUUUGUUAUCAUUUUACCCUCAGGGAAUGACAUUAGUGUUGCAAUUAUUGAUUUCUCAGGCACUGAUUUAGAUGGAGAAAGGCAGAUAAAGCAAUGGGAGAUGUUCUCAGUAAAGCUGCUAAUAGCGUCGGCUCUGUCGUUGGAAAUGCUCUCGCCGCUCCAUUCAAGACCAUUUUCGGCGGAUCGUGCGAGGAACUAUGCUCGGGACCGUGGGAUGUAGUUUGUUUUAUCGAGCAUCUAUGCGUCACGAAUCUGAUCAAACUCUUGCUGAUAUGUGUCCUCUGUUACAUAGGUCUACUAUUCCUGUAUCUGUUGUUCAAGCUGGGGAUUUGCCAGUGCAUAGGGAGAAGCCUCUGUAACAUGUGCUGGGUCACGUGCGAGACGUACUGGCACGCGCUGGGCCACAUUUGCUGUUUCGUGUGGUACAAGAUAUCCAGCACUAAGCGGGUAUACCGUGGGCGACGCCGCUUCCGAGACUUUGAAGCAGGACAUAGCCUGGGUGACAUAAGUUAUGAUUAUUCGAGUCGUCAUCUGAGCGCAAGUAGGAAAAGGAAACUACUCAGAGAGAGGACAGAAGGCCCUCUUGCUUCAUAUAGCAACCGUAGCCACCGGCACCAUCGCCAUCACCGCCGCAGGCAUGUGAAGCUGAAGUCUAGGUGUGUUUCUUUUGCGUCGAGGAGAGGUUCACGGAAAUCAAGGAUUUCGAGACAUCAUCAGAUAAGCACGGUACAUGCUGAAAGAAGGGGCGGAACUUUCAAGCGCCAGAGGGUCCGGUGAUGAUCAUAAUAGGUGCAGUAAAAAAAGAGAUGGUCUACCGGUGUUUCGUCUAUCUUCCGAUGAAAAAGAAAGAAUUGCAUUGACCUGACUACUACAAUAUUGAAGACAGCAGUUACAAUACAGGAACACCAAGGUAUUGUCUGCUGCAAGGUUUUUGCAUGGUGUUUAGCUGUGCGUGUGUGUGAGAGAGAGAGAGAUCUUUGAAGCACUAGCAAUAGCCAGAUCCGGGUGAGCUUAGACGGUAGAUGAGGUUCUCUUUGCAGUGAUCAAAUCGUCUAUGUCGAAGUUCCGAUGAUUCGCGUUCGGUGAGUUUUUCCGAUCUUUAUCAGCUGUGACAUUCCCAGGGAAGUACGUGCAGGAAAACAAAUUUUAGAGGCGAUCGAUCUAAUGGUAUGGACAUGUACCUGUCUGACUAUGUAUGCCCAUGUUUUAGGUUUUGAAAACUUUUAAGUAUUGACAGAAAGUUCCAUUGUUCUUACGAACUGCCAAUAUUUACCUAGAAGUCUGAAUUCAUGGUAAACAGGAUCUUACCACCAAAUUCGCAAUGAUAAAAUGUGGUGUUUCGCAUAGAAUUGCUACAUAUAGAUCGACAGUUACCGAAAUGCUCGUCACCCUAUAAUUACACUGGGCACAAGGUCAACUAAACAAUGAAACUAAUGGAGUGCGACCCUGAUCAAUCAACAUCACCAGAAAGAGGAAAAGA
Syzygium oleosum is the source of this 2255-nucleotide messenger RNA. RefSeq lists its product as uncharacterized. Bases 869 to 1552 code for a protein of 227 amino acids. Lineage: Eukaryota; Viridiplantae; Streptophyta; Magnoliopsida; Myrtales; Myrtaceae. The record is from RefSeq and is a predicted model, not a curated record. The transcript is spliced from 3 exons.